Molecule: messenger RNA, 3186 nt
Organism: Prinia subflava (tawny-flanked prinia)
Lineage: Eukaryota; Metazoa; Chordata; Aves; Passeriformes; Cisticolidae
Gene: DRC7
Product: dynein regulatory complex subunit 7
Exons: 15
Coding region: 712-2898 (728 amino acids)
Biological process (GO): flagellated sperm motility
Cellular component (GO): motile cilium
Source: RefSeq, a predicted model, not a curated record
GAGGUGUGGGGGCCCCGGGGGUGUCCCGGCCGGGCUGCGGGCGCGGGGGAGCCGCAGGGCGGUCCCGGGAGCCGCGGCGGCGGCGUUGCCACGGUGAGCGCCGCGGGGCCGCGCUGGGCCCGGAGCGGCCGCGCUGCCCUCGGAGCCGCGGUGAGGGGGCGGCCGGGCGGGGCAGGGCCGGGAGCGGUGCGGGGGCCCCGGGCAAGGUCUGGGCCUCGCUGUGUGCCCCGCUCGGGGUCAGCCCGACCGCAGGGACGGCACGCAAACACAAACACACGAUAGGCGGCAGGCGCUGCCCUUGGGGGCUGCCGGCUCCGCAGCGCUCCCGCUCCCUCCAAGGCCCCUGGGCGGCCGCGGGCCGGGGCACGGCCGGUGCCCGGCGGAUCGAUGGAGCUGCUGCCCCGCCAGCAGCACCGCAGGCAGGAGGGAGGGCACGGGGCACGCAGUCUGAAUGUGGGGAUGUGCUCUGCCCUAUGAGCCAGGCUCUGCCUGCUCUGCCUCGCUUAGGGUGUCCAGGAACAUGGAGCCACUUAUUUACCAAACCCAGCCCAAACUCGGUGCUCUCCCUUCACUCUCAUGGUUCUGGCUGCUUCAGCCAUGCUCAUGUACCAAAACACUGCGGCCACAGUGUGGGUGUUUCUCUGUUGCUGUGUAGGUGGGUCACAGCCCUGAAUUCACCCUGGUGUGUGCAUUCCUGUAGUGCCAGGCAGCAUGGAGGCCCUGGAGGAGGAGGAAGUGCAAACACCAGAAGAUGCAAUCUCUUUGACUAUCAGUGAUUCCCUGGACAACCUGGAUAUAAGUGAAGCUGAGAAGCAAGCCUUUUUCGAAAGUGAUGAAUCUGAUUUUGACUGGAGCUCCAUUGACACGUCCCACUUACCAUCUUCGUACAAGACAAAUUCCUGGCAGGAAGAGAAACUGCUGCAGCUCGCUGACCAUUUCUUUCGGCAGUACACUCACCUGUGCCCUGACCGCAAGCCGCUCUUCCUCCACCCGGUCAACGAGUGUGGUGUGCAGAAGUUUGUGAGCACGACGGUGAGGCCAACCCUGCUGCCUUACCCAGACAUGUACUACUGGUCAGGCUGUGCCAGCUUUGUCUGUGAUUACCUCAUCAUGGAGCCCCUCAAGUGCCCAAUCACACCGCCCAGUUCACUCUAUUCCCCAACCACCAUCCUGAAAUACCAGCGAGGGAACUGCUUUGACUUCGCUGUGCUGCUGUGCUCCCUGCUGAUUGGGGCUGGCUACGAUGCCUACUGUGUACAUGGAUAUGCCACCCUGGAGAUGUGCUCCCUGGACCAGACUCAGGAGCUGUGCCCACGGCUCAGGAAGCCCCCAGAGGUACCAGAAGAGGAGGAUCCCAACAAAUAUAGAAUUAAGUACCCUUUAGAGCCACAGAGUAAGUUUGAGCUUCAACAGAAGGCCAAGGAGAAAGGAACUGAAUCUGCUCAAGAGGAGGAAACAGAAGAGGAAGUGGUCAUGGAGGUGGAAAAGCCCAAGCGAGACCCUUUGCACGGCUUACGGGUGCACGCGUGGGUUCUGGUUCUGUCUGGGAAGAGGAAGGUUCCUGAGACCUUCUUCAUCAACCCAUUCACGGGGAAUCCCCACAGCACCACAGAUGAGUGCUUCCUUGGCAUUGAGAGCAUCUGGAACCACAGGAACUACUGGGUGAACAUGCAGGACUGCCGGAGAGGCUGCAAGGAUCUCAGCUUUGACUUGAGUGAUUCUUUCUGCUGGGAAAUUAUGUUUUCAGAGAGCAACGAGGCCUCUCAGUUGCCCCCAGAGUCACCAAACAAAGACACAGAUCACAUGGAAAAGGAGGAAAUAGACAUGAGCUUUGAGAUGCCCCUAUCAUGGGUAGCCCGAAUUAAGGUAUCUUGCAGAGAAUAUGAGAAUCCCUUUUCCCAGGGGAAGAAGGUGAUCCUGUACGAUAAAGCCAAACUGGAGAAAUGGGCGGCGUAUGCGAAUGCAGACGGGCUGGUGGAACGCCUCACUGUCUAUGCAGACUCAGACUGUACUGAAGAACUGGAGGUGAAGGAAUGGUUCAAACACCGAGAAGACCUGUUGUAUAUGAGAGAAGUGAAUAAACAAACACAGCUGAUCACAGACCAUUUCAGGCCAGGACACCCCCUCCUUCUUAAAGCUCACUCCUACACGUCACUGGAGCCAGAGACUGGGCACACAGUGGAGUUUUACCACACGGCACGAGUUGAUGGCCUCUGGAAACGUUUUGAAAAUGCUACUGAGAUGACAGAGUACUUUGUGGGGAGGGAAGACUUCCUCCACAUGCGGCACACAGAGUUUGGUGAAAGAGAGAAGAAAAUGGAAAAGGCUGGCGGCACAGCUGAGGCUAACUCCCGGCCUAUAGUGCAAAUCAAGGAGUAUUUCCACAGAAAUCCAGAAAAGCCUGCUGAUGAAGAUAUAGAGGAACGUAUCUUUAUGGUCAUAGAUGAUAUCAUCCAGCUGACAUAUCACCUCGAGCUUGAUGACACCAUUGCCUCACAGGUGGUUUUCUGCAGAGUAAUAGGGAGGGAGAAGAAAGAAGAUGAAAUCUUCCUGAGCAGAGAAAACACUGUCAAAUACCAGCCAUGGUCCUCAGAGAAACACAAGAACAUGCUCCAUCUGUACAACUUGCUGUGGCAGCUGAGAGCAGAACAGAAGGACCUGAAGCAACAAGUCCGGGACUCUGAAGCAGAGAUGUUAAAUAUUUUGAUGGUCCGUGAGGAUGAAGAAGCCAAUAUUAAAUUGUCAGUUUCAAUAUACAGUACUGCAAAGAGAGAACAAGAGCAUGAAGCCACGGUGCCAGAAGAGGAGCAGAAGAGUUCCUUGGAGAAGGAGAGUCAGCACACAGGAGGGGAGGCUGAAUCCCUCACCCAUGGCACUACAACCACCUCCACGAUGUAGAGACUGCAGGCACUGGGAAUGGCUGCCUGAGCAGGGGAGGUUUACAAGUCAGCCCCCAGGAACUUGGCACUGAAGCUGCUCUGUAAAAUAUUUCAGUCCAUGUCACACUGCAGGUUCCCUCUGAUAUCCCCCUUCUUGUUCUAGGGAAAGGCAGUUGGCACAAUAGAAAAAAACAUUCUCCUGAAGAGAUGCUGCUCAUCAAUCCUCACCCGGCUGGGCACCUUGGCCAAGACUGAUUUCCCAAUUCCUUUUCUGGAGCUGCCUGCAGUAAAUCUUUCACUAUCAUCA